AUGAAAAAAUUUGCUUAUUACCUAAGUGUUAGCUUAGCAUCUUAUCCUUUUAAUACAAUCAGGAGAAGGAUGAUCAUACAGUCAGGAAAAGAAGAUAAAUUUAAGGCUUCAUUUGAUUGUGCUUGCAAAAUGCUUAGAAAAGAGGGCUUUAAAUCUUUUUAUGGGGGGUUUUGACUCACUUGGCUUAGAUUAUUAAGUGAUUCCUUAUUAUUAGUAGUCUUUCACAUCGCUGCUUUUGAGGGUUAG
Messenger RNA from Blepharisma stoltei, 246 nucleotides. The record is from the annotation of a GenBank genome assembly. Lineage: Eukaryota; Ciliophora; Heterotrichea; Heterotrichida; Blepharismidae.